AAAGACCCUUGAAUAUAACGGUUAAGCAUUAUCUCUCUCAGAAACAAUACCAUGUGGCAUUAACAACUCAACCGCUUUCUUUUGCCUCCCGUUAGCUUGCAGCUUAAAAGGAUACCAUGGAGGGCCAAUGUGCAAUCAAGAAAGAUGUCACCGAAUUAAUUGGAAAUACCCCAAUGGUAUACCUGAACAAUGUUGUGGAAGGUUGUGUAGCUCGUAUUGCUGCCAAGCUAGAGAUGAUGGGGCCCUGCUCAAGUGUUAAAGACAGGAUUGGACAUAGUAUGAUCAAAGAUGCGGAGGAUAAAGGUCUAAUAACUCCUGGGAAGACUGUUCUCGUUGAGCCCACAAGUGGUAACACUGGCAUUGGAUUAGCAUUCAUAGCAGCUAGCAAGGGUUACAAGCUGAAGCUAGUCAUGCCCUCAACAUAUAGUCUUGAAAGAAGAAUUGUGCUCCUAGCCUUUGGAGCUGAGGUAUACCUCACUGAUUCGGCCAAAGGUAUUAAGGGAGUUCUUGAUAAGGCCGAAGAGUUGCUUCGUGACACGCCUGAUAGUCAUAUGCUUCAGCAACUUGAAAAUCCUGCCAAUCCAAAGAUUCAUUAUGAAACCACUGGCCCAGAGAUCUGGAGAGACUCAGCAAGGAAAGUUGAUAUCUUGGUUUCAGGGAUAGGAACCGGUGGCACAGUAACCGGUAUAGGGAAAUUUCUUAAAGAGCAAAAUCCAGAGAUCAAGGUUUGCGGUGUAGAACCAGUUGAGAGUGCAGUCUUGAAUGGAGGUCCACCUGGAAGGCAUCUGAUCCAAGGAAUCGGUGUUGGCUUCAUACCUCAAGUUCUCGAUGUUAGCCUGCUAGACGAAGUUAUUCCAGUAUCCAGUGAGGAAUCUAUUGAGACUGCUAAGCUACUUGCCUUGAAAGAAGGUCUUUUGGUGGGAUUCUCAUCUGGUGCUGCAACAGCAGCAGCAAUAAAGUUGGCAAAAAGGCCAGAAAAUGCCGGAAAACUAAUAGUUGUCGUGUUCCCCAGUUGUGGAGAGCGGUAUCUGUCUACUGAACUCUUUGAUACCAUUAGGCAUGAGGCAGAAAACAUGACAUUUUGAUAGCGUUGCCCAUGUAAUAAACUGCUUUGCGCUGUUGGGUCCUUUUUCAUUGAAGUAAUACAGACUACUUGUUUGUAUGGCAUCAUGACCGUGGAGCCUUUAUUGUUAUUACCACUUUA
Molecule: messenger RNA, 1204 nt
Organism: Rosa chinensis
Lineage: Eukaryota; Viridiplantae; Streptophyta; Magnoliopsida; Rosales; Rosaceae
Product: cysteine synthase
Exons: 11
Coding region: 117-1085 (322 amino acids)
Cellular component (GO): cytoplasm
Molecular function (GO): cysteine synthase activity
Source: RefSeq, a predicted model, not a curated record